Pogona vitticeps (central bearded dragon) is the source of this 2445-nucleotide messenger RNA. RefSeq names its product ceramide synthase 5 (gene CERS5). Gene Ontology annotation, cellular component: membrane. The record is from RefSeq and is a predicted model, not a curated record. Gene Ontology annotation, molecular function: sphingosine N-acyltransferase activity; DNA binding. Lineage: Eukaryota; Metazoa; Chordata; Lepidosauria; Squamata; Agamidae. Gene Ontology annotation, biological process: ceramide biosynthetic process.
GCGCAUGCGUCUCUCUUGCCUUCUCUAAGAGUCUCGUAACUGGGAGGCAAAAGACGGGGCGGCCUCGCGGGCGUCCCUAUCAAGCUCCAUGGGCGUGCACGCGGCCAGGCCCCGCCCCCUUUUCCCUCACGGCGGCGGCGGCGACGACGAAGGCGAAGGCUGGAGGUAGCGGCAGCCCGGUAGGGCGGCGACCGGCGGGAGGGGGGGAGAAGAUGGCGGUGGUGGCAGCGGCUGCCUCCUGGCUGUGGAGCGGGCUGUGGAACGAGCGCUUCUGGUUUCCGGCCAACGUGACUUGGGCCAAUUUGGAGCGGGACGAGGGUCCCGAAGGAGGGGCCGGAUACCGCACCGGCCACGUUCUGGCCGCCUUCCCGCUAGCGGCCGGCAUCUUUCUCCUGAGGCACCUUUUCGAGAGAUUUAUUGCCAAACCAUGUGCUGUAUUUCUUGACAUUCAAGACAGUGGACCACGCAGAGCUCAGCCCAAUGCAAUUCUUGAAAAGGUGUUUACAUCUAUAACUAAGUGUCCAGAUGCAAGAAGGUUAGAAGGUUUGUCAAAACAGCUUGACUGGGAUGUCCGAAAAAUCCAGUGCUGGUUUCGUCAUCGGAGGAAUCAGGACAAACCAAGCACCCUUGCGAAGUUCUGUGAGAGCAUGUGGAGGCUUAUAUUUUAUUUAUACAUAUUUACCUAUGGAAUCAGAUUUCUUUGGUCGUCACCCUGGUUUUGGGAUACACGACAAUGCUGGUACAACUAUCCUUUUCAGCCAAUUACAUCUGGCCUUUAUUAUUAUUACAUUACAGAACUGGCCUUUUACUGGUCUCUAAUGUUUUCACAGUUUACAGACAUUAAGCGAAAGGAUUUUCUGAUGAUGUUUAUCCAUCACUUGGCUACAGUAGGACUCAUUACCUUCUCCUAUAUGAACAAGAUGGUGCGAGUAGGAACCUUGGUCAUGUGUAUUCAUGAUGCAGCAGAUAUCUUGUUAGAAGCAGCAAAAUUGGCGAACUAUGCCAAAUAUCAGCGACUAUGUGAUGGAACCUUCAUACUGUUUUCUGUGGUGUUUAUUGUCACCCGUUUGGGGAUUUAUCCUGUCUGGAUACUGAAUACAACUUUGUUUGAAAGUUGGGAUAUUAUUGGCCCUUAUCCAUCAUGGUGGCUAUUUAAUGGGCUUCUUUUAAUUUUACAAAUUCUCCAUGUUUCCUGGUCCUAUUUCAUUAUUCGCAUUGCCUACAAGGCCCUGGCACGAGGAAAGGUAUCAAAAGACGAACGUAGCGACGUGGAGAGUAGCUCUGAAGAGGAAGAUGUGACUUCAAAUAAUAGAAAAGGAAUCCUUAGCCCUUCAGUCAGUGACAGCAACCGGAUUAAUGGCCAUAUAACUAGUGACCAGUGGGCAGAAGAGGAGUAAGAAGAUGAAACAGAGAGGCCUCCAGAAAAUACAGACAUUUGUCAAAAAUCUCUAAAUAUGUUGUGCUCCACAUUCCGAAGAAGUCUUUAAUCAAACUGCCACUUCAGCCACAAAUCUUUCAAUAAAUUUGAAAUGGGCUCAGUGCAGGCAGUUUUGCACAGAAAGGAUCGAGGUGAUUUGCUAGUGCACCAGCUAUUUCCUGUUUCACUUCUUAAAGACCGUAAGAAUCCUGUAUUACGUGUCUCAUGUUUGUUUGUGAAAGGUGAGAGAGUGAAGAGCUUGUUUGUGUUAGGAUAGGCUCAAACUGAGAAAGGAUAUGUUUAGGUUGGGUCUGUUGAUUUUCAGAAGGGCUAUCUACUACUGCUGAAUCAUAUUCCCGGUUUAUUGACCCUGUGGUCUGUUUUUGAUGUGAGAUUACCCCAUCAUCUUGGAAGGGCCAAUUUAGUAUUCUAUGGAGCCUAGUCUGUCCCAUAGUUAGAAAACACAAGCUUUUGACUCUGGCAAUGGGAAACAGGAUUUGCUUAUUAGUGAGUGCAUGGCACCCCAAUGAUAAAGUUUUACGUCUGCUUGUUUGGAUCAGUGGAGAAGAGAAAGCUGGCAUUCUUUACCUCUUUUUUUUUCUUUUGAGUUGGAUAGCAUCUCCAAAGUUUUCAUCAUGAUUUUCUAAGAUCACCUGCUUUUCCUGCACAUUCUAUGACUCCGAAGGCACAUCCCAUAAAGAAAUGGAUGCAUUUGUGUCAUGGGAUUAUAGAAAUGGGUGAUCCGUUGUCUUGCUGAUUUUCCUAUGGAGCAUCUUACAAAUGUGCCCAUGUUUUUUCAGAACAGAAGUGUGCCGCACCUUCUUCAGUCACUUGUGAUAUACCACUGGGAUGGAGAGGCUGCCACAUAUGGACUCUGUCCUCCCACCCACCCCCUUUUUACUCAAAGGUACUUCAGGGGAGCUGGAAGGCAGCAAAGUGUUGUCAUACCCAGGACUUUGAAAAUUCCCUGAGUUAUUAUCAUUUUAUACUAUUGUUUACUCUGUGAUUAAAAAAUUGUGUGAAAAAUA